AUGUCGUUCCCGCCUACGAAGCCUGCACCCGCCCCCUCCGUGAAACCAUCGCUGAAGAAGGAGACGUUCGGCAAUCUCGGCCCCUGGGCUGAGCCAUCUUGGUACUCUUCGCUCGCGUCACCCUACUACAACGAGUCACACAAACAGCUGCGCAAUGCCCUGCGGACGUACAUUGACGACAAUGUGAAGCCGUACAUGUUGGAAUGGGAGGAGAAGGGCGAGGCACCGGUAGCAGAGCGCAGGAAGUGGGCUCACUCUGGCUUCGCGUUUGGAGACGUGCCUGAGCCAUACAGGCCGCGAGAUGUACCAGGGCCGGCCGGCAUACCUGUAGGGGAACUGGAUGUCUUCCACCUGAUGGUGUCGACAGACGAGGGCAGCCGCAUCGAAGGUGGUGUGGGCACUGCUCUUGGCGGUGGAAGUGUGAUCGGCGUUCCGCCCAUCGUGCACCAUGGCACCGAGGAGCAGAAGCGCAAGUGGUUGCCGGGGCUAUUCACAUGGGAGACAAGCUUCUGUCUGGGUAUUACGGAACCGAGUGGUGGCUCCGAUGUCGCCAAUCUACAAACGACCGCAAAGAAAACCUCCGACGGCCAGCACUAUAUCGUGAACGGCUACAAGAAGUGGAUCACGGGCAUGCCCACCGCGACACAUAUGACGACCGCUGUACGAACAGGUGGCCCAGGCAUGAGCGGCAUCUCGGUCAUUGUUAUCCCCGUCAACGCGAAGGGCUUCACGUGGCGACGCAUACCAAAUAGCGGACAGAACGGCGGCGGUGCUAGCUUCGUCGAAAUGGACGACGUCCAUGUUCCUGUUGAGAACCUCCUCGGCAAGGAGAACGAAGGCUUCCGCAUCAUUAUGACAAACUUCAACAAAGAGCGAUUCAUAAUGUCAAUAGGCUGCAACCGCAAGGCGCGGACCUGUCUGUCUGAAUCGUUCAGCUACGCGAAUAAACGUCACACCUUUGGCAAGCCGUUGAUUGCGAAUCAAAUCAUCAGCCAUAAGCUUGCGACCAUCGGACGGUACGUGGAGAGCCAUUGGGCCUGGCUCGAGCAGCUUGCGUACCAUAUCCAACAGUCACCGCUAGGAUGGCAAGACCCCGAGAUCGCUGGGCAGAUAGCGCUAUCGAAGGUGCAUGGCGGUCGCAUCUUGGAGAUGGCGAACCGUGAGGCACAGCAGAUCUUUGGCGGAGCUGGGUAUCAGAAGGGCGGGCCUGGGGCUAUUGUUGAGCAGAUGAGUCGCGAUCUUAGGAUGAUGGUGGUUGGUGGUGGCAGCGAAGAAAUCAUCGCCGAUCUAGCUGUUCGUCAAGAGACUGCGUUGGCGAAAAGGAGAGGCUGGAAACUCUAA
Boeremia exigua is the source of this 1341-nucleotide messenger RNA. Its product is annotated as acyl-CoA dehydrogenase/oxidase. Lineage: Eukaryota; Fungi; Ascomycota; Dothideomycetes; Pleosporales; Didymellaceae. The transcript is spliced from 3 exons. Gene Ontology annotation, molecular function: oxidoreductase activity, acting on the CH-CH group of donors; flavin adenine dinucleotide binding. The coding region runs from base 1 to 1341 and encodes 446 amino acids. The record is from RefSeq and is a predicted model, not a curated record.